Triticum aestivum (bread wheat) is the source of this 1884-nucleotide messenger RNA. Its product is annotated as wall-associated receptor kinase 2-like. Gene Ontology annotation, biological process: protein phosphorylation; cell surface receptor signaling pathway. The coding region runs from base 1 to 1884 and encodes 627 amino acids. The transcript is spliced from 3 exons. Lineage: Eukaryota; Viridiplantae; Streptophyta; Magnoliopsida; Poales; Poaceae. The record is from RefSeq and is a predicted model, not a curated record. Gene Ontology annotation, molecular function: protein serine/threonine kinase activity; calcium ion binding; ATP binding. Gene Ontology annotation, cellular component: plasma membrane.
AUGAUGUUCCACAGAUUAGCUGCUGUACCUGUGGUACUAUUAUGGCUCGGCGCAGUGCUUGCCGCAACGCCACAACCUAGCAGCAAGUGCCAAAGAAAAUGCGGCAGCAUAGACAUCCCUUACCCAUUCGGCAUCGUCCAUUCACCCGACGACGACGACGGCCACUGCACCAUGAACGGCUUCGGCCUGACCUGCAACGAGACCGGCAUUGAUGGUGGGCGCCACAGGCCAUUUUAUGGCGACGUGGAGGUCGUCGGCGUCUCGCUGCAGCAAGGUCAGGCUCGGAUGCUGAAUGAUAUCUCCUAUUAUUGCUACAACACCAUCACUCGGGAGAUGGACCGCGACGAGUGGUGGCUGAACUUUGUGGGCACACCCUUGAGGUUCUCUGACACCACCAACAAGUUCACGGUCAUCGGUUGCGAAACGCUGGCAUACAUCAACGGCGAUGACAGCAACCACGGCGAUGAUGGCGAUUACGGCGGCAAGUACAUGAGCGGGUGCGUGGCCAUGUGCCGGGGAGACGAUGUGAGGUCGACCCUGAGCAACGGCUCCUGCUCCGGGAUAGGGUGCUGCCAGACCGCCAUCCCCGGGGGGCUGCAGUACUACCACGUGGAGUUUGACUCUGCCUUUAACACGACGGAGAUCCACAACGUCAGCCGCUGCAGCUACGCGGUGCUCAUGGACUCGUCCAACUUCACCUUCUCGACCACCUAUGUGACCUGGCCGGUGUUCAUGAAUAACUACGGCAGCCAGGCGCCGUUCGUCAUGGAUUGGUCUAUCGGGAAUGAGACAUGCGACGUAGCCCGUAAGAAACCUGGGUCAUACGCGUGUGUCAGCGACAACAGCGAGUGCUUCAACUCGCUCAAUGGACCAGGCUACAUCUGCAACUGCUCCAAAGGCUUCCAUGGUAAUCCUUACCUGCAAGAUCCGGAGCACGGAUGCAAAGACAUUGAUGAAUGCAAGCUCCCCCAAUUGUAUCGCGGCACAAAUGGCGGGGUCUGCAGAAACAGGCUGGGAGGCUAUGACUGUCCAUGCAAAUUUAGAUGGAAAGCCGACGCCAAAGCGGGAACUUGCAUAGAUCAUUUCCCUCUAGCAGCUAAGGUGGUAGUCGGUACAAUUGUUGGCAUUCUUAUCAUGGUGAUUAUAACGUUUCUUGUUAUUCUUCACAAAGAGAAAAGGAAGAUGGCAGAAUUCUUCAAAAAGAAUGGCGGCCCUACAUUAGAGAAGGCAACAAGCAUUGAAAUUUACAAAUAUGAGGACCUCAAGUCAUUUCUAAAGAGAAACAACUUAAUUGCGAAUGGUUCCUUUGGUGAAGUUUACAAGGGCCUUCUUGAAAAUAAACUAGUUGCAAUAAAGAAGCCGAUUAAUGGUACCGUGCGAGAGAAUGAACAAUUUGCAAAUGAAGUCAUCAUCCAAUCUCAACUCAUCCACAAGAACAUUGUUAGGCUCAUUGGUUGUUGCCCUGAAGUUGAAGCCCCCCUCCUGGUCUAUGAGUUUAUCUCCCAAGGUAGCCUCCAUAACAUUCUUCACAACAACAAUAACAAGGUGGCUCUCAACUUGGAUGCACGUUUAAGAAUUGCUGCACAUUCAGCGGAUGGUCUAGCUUAUAUGCACUCACAAGCAAACACUAGAAUUCUACACGGUGAUGUCAAACCAGCAAAUAUACUCUUGGAUGAGAACUUUGCACCCAAAAUUUUAGACUUUGGCAUAUCUAGGUUGCUUGCAACGAACAAACAACACACUACGUCAAUUAUCGGCGACGUGAAUUACAUGGAUCCAGUAUAUCUACAAGAAGGCCUACUCACCGAAAAAAAUGAUGUCUACAGUUUCGGAGUAUUUACAUAUAAGCUAGACCAUCCACUGAAUGUAUUUAUUAACUCAUAA